Messenger RNA from Magallana angulata, 2911 nucleotides. RefSeq names its product ferric-chelate reductase 1-like. The transcript has 13 exons. Gene Ontology annotation, molecular function: oxidoreductase activity, acting on metal ions. The coding region runs from base 340 to 1641 and encodes 433 amino acids. Lineage: Eukaryota; Metazoa; Mollusca; Bivalvia; Ostreida; Ostreidae. The record is from RefSeq and is a predicted model, not a curated record.
UUUUUUUUAUUCUGUGAUUGUGCACAUAGCUAGUUGAGAGUGAGAAUCGGGUCAUAGGUAAGCAGCCUCAGGUGUAUACUGACCAGUAUUUGAUGACAAUUUCAUCAGGUGAAUCACAUGCUUGACUGAUGAUCGAUUCAAAUGAAUUCACUGGACAUCAUCAAAUGAAUAAAGCCGUUCCAUCUGAUGUACUGAUUUCGGAUUAAUGUAAUGUAAUUGAUUUGGGUUGAUACUCAACAAGCCAGAGUUUUACCAACGAUAUCAAUUUUAUCUUAGUUAGUAUUUAGUAAAUUGGGAAUUAUUUCACUGAAUGCACUGAGAUAUUCAACAGCCAAGAAAAUGCCAAGGAAGUUGACCCCCAUUCUUUUAACUCUGAGUGCAGGCAUCAUUUUGUUGAGCCAGAUUUGUCAGGCACAUGCACAGGCUGGUAAGUUUACCCAGGACCCUAAAUGUGGAAGCACCAAAGGUUGCUACACUGACUGUGCACAAAGCUGCACCUUUGAAGUGGCGUGGGAGGAUAAAGGUACAGCUGUGACCUUCACCAUUAGGUAUGACCUUGAGUCUAAGACAGAUGUGUGGGCUGCUAUCGGAAUAUCAGAGGAUAUGAAAAUGGGCAGUGAUAAUGUUGUGGAAUGCCAUUAUGAAUCGGGAACUGUGAUAGCAAUGAGAUCACAAAAUACUGGCAAAAUGAAUAUUGCAGCUGAGCAGACAGGCCUUCAGCAGACACAGGGCUCAGUAGCUGAUGGCGUCCUCACCUGUGGCUUUGAUUUACAGAAAUCAGCCAUUAAUCUGGAUGCUGAUUCAUACCUUUUCUUUGCCAAUGGGCCGAUUUUUCCAAAGCAAAUCAAUGGUAAAAGUAUGCACUCCCACAUCCCCAAGAUCUCCCCCAGCAUGGUCGACUUCCAGUCAGCCCAGGUGAUCGGGGGGACCGCCAUCCAGCUCCUGAUUAAGGUGCAUGGGUUACUGAUGAUAACGGCCUGGAUUGCCUUUGCAAGUAUUGGGGUGGUGCUGGCCAGGUAUUAUAAACCUAUGUGGGCAGAAAGGAAAUUACUGGGGGAGAAGGUCUGGUUUCAGAUACAUCGCACCCUGAUGAUCCUGACUCUGUUGUUUGUGAUAUCUGCCUUUGUGGUCAUCUUUGUUCAUGCAGAAGGAUGGAGCCGGUUUACAGAUGACGAGGAAUACAAGAAAGCACAUCCAUACCUUGGGGUCAUUGUCACAGCCUUGACCUUUAUCAAUCCCUUAAUGGCCUUGUUUCGCCCCCACCCUGAUGACCAGUACAGAUUUGUGUUUAACUGGGCUCAUUGGUUUGUUGGGACUGUUGCUCGGAUUCUGGCAGUGAUAACUAUUUUUAUUGGAGUGACUUUGUCAGAAGCUGGAGCACCAGAAUAUGUGAUAUAUAUCCUGGCAGCCUAUGUGGCCUACCAGCUAUUUAUAGAACUGGUCAUGGAGUUUCAUGAAUGCUGUGUUGUCAGGGCAAAUACUGGUAAAGGAACGGCCUAUGAAAUGAAGAAUAUAUCAGACCCUGGUUCAGAAACCCCAGCAGCUGUUAACAGGGGAAGGAAAUUCAAGAAUGUUAUGAUUGGACUUCACACAGUGGUGAUUGCUGGCUUUACAGUGGCUAUUCUGGUCAGUGUGGCUUAGCUUUACACUGGCUAUUCUGAUCAGCGCAGGUUACAUGUAGCUUUACACUGGCUAUUGUGGCCAGUGUAGCUUAGGUUUACACUGGCUAUUGUGGCCUGUGUGGCUUAGCUUUACUCUGGCUUAUCUUAAACGUGGCUUAAAGGUCGUGAGGAAAGGAAAAUACUAAAAUCAAAGCUGUGACUCAUGUGUACAGCAUUUAUAUGACAACGAAAUAAUUUUAAAGAAUUAGUGAUUUAUCUUUUCCUCUUUUCUUUUUAAAUCUUUUAAAAUGUCAUGGAUAUAUUUUGCAAAUGUAUAUUUUGAAAAAUCUUCUGGUGACUUUAUUUUUGAUAUAAGAUAUGAUCUUUCAAUAUUUGCUACCAUGUUGUAGACUUAUGGGUAAAUAUCUGAUACUGUUAUUUCUCAAUGGAAUUAGUUAUUCAAGAAAUUAUUUUUUUACACAGGGUAUUAUUUGUGAAUCAUGUAUACAAAGUUCUUCACAGAUUGGUGCAAUAUUUAAGUUAAUUUGUGCUAAUGUUAUAUGAAUUUUUGUUUAUUAUGUCCCUACCCAAGAGAAAUCCCUUGCAAAUGCCAACUAGUUUUGAAAACCAAGUCCCUUAACUCACAUACCAUUUUUUCUUCUGUCUAAUUUUUCUGACAGGGUUAUCAUUCCUUCAAGGGAUUUAUAGAUUAACCUUCGAUGACUUUUAUAUAUAAAAACGUUUUUUUUUCAGCAAACUUUUUGUGUGGGUUUUUUUGGUAUUAGGAAAACCAAGAGUUUUUUUCAGUUACUUACAUGUAGUUUUAUGAACUUUUGAUAUUCACAUCGCAUAAUAUCUCAAUGUUUACUUUUUCAUCCGCUGCUGUUUUUCUCAAUGUUUACUUUUUCCUAUAUGGUUGUAUUUCUCAGAUAUUUACUUUACAAAGCUUUUUGAUUUGUCAUAAUAAUAAACUCCUACCUCAUUAUUAAUGAGAACGGUUGUGACUCAAGUGGAAUGAAUAGAUCUUCAAUCUCGUAUUUACUUGAGUUUAUACAGUUAUUCAGUUUAUCUUCACAUACACUGAUAUUGUAGUUUAUAAUAUUAAAACUAUGCAAUAUACAAAAUUUUAAAACUAAAUUCAUUCAGUGAUAUUUGUUUAAAAUGUACAUAUGAUAUAUGAUGAGUAUUUGUUAUUUGAUAUAUAUUUUAAUUAGUUGUGCCUUGCUGAUCAAGUAUAUUUAAUCUUUAUACAUGUAUUUUGUAUUAGUUAGAUUGUUAAUUAUCAAAUAAAGUAGAUUCAAAUUCAUAUA